GGGCAUUGUUACGAUUACUCGAGCCACUCCGCCAUGACGGGAGAGGAGGAGAGGUAUAAAGUUCGAGCAGCGAUGCUCAGAACCUUCAGUCUACAUCCCUCUAGCACCAUACCAUAUCACCAUGACAUCUGCAUCUCGACCAGUAGUAGCCAUCGCCGGAGCCACCGGGCAUCUAGGCAGACAUGUCGCAUCGGCAUUCAUAUCCUCCCCGCUCAGCAGCCACUUCUCGGAGAUUGUGCUCCUCUCUCGAAGCCAGCAGACUCAGAGCAACCCAACCCAGCUGAAAGACCCAUACCCAACCACAAACACCACCAUCAAAGUAACCACCCGAACCUACAGCUACGAAACCCUCCCCACAGCGCUUCAAGGCAUCGACAUCCUGAUCAACGCCAUCGGCCCCUCGGGUCAUGCCUUCAAAGAAACCCUCCUGCGCGCGCUCCCCCACACCUCCGUACAGGUGUACUUCCCCUCCGAAUUCGGGGUAAACCACUACAUCCACGACUUCGCGCAUCCUGAAUGGGACGCCAAAAAGCGACACAUGUCGCUCGCGACGCAGCUCGUCCCCCACACCAAGAGGUGUCGGGUGUUCUGCGGGCUAUUUUUCGAAGACAGCAUCGGGCCGUGGUUCGGGUUUGAUACGACGAACGGGGUGUAUGAGAGUGUGGGGUCGGCUGAGGCGCGCGUGUCGUUCACGUCGCUGGGCGAUGUGGGGAGGGUGGUUGCGGCGUUGGCGACGCUGGCGAGGGAGAUGAUACCGGAUGUUGUGCAUGUUGGGGGAAUACGAGGUCGAUGGCGGAGAUUGCGGUGGUUAUGGAGGCGGGUGGAUGUGAGAGAGGCUGAGCUGGAGGAGUUUAAGAGGGAGACCACGAAGGUGGUCUCGAGGGAUCCGGCAAGGUUUUUGCGCUUUUUGAUGGGGGAGGGGAGGAUUGAUCAUUCUUCUGAGGGGCUGGGGAUAAUCGGGUUGAGUGGGUUGGCGAAGGAGGCGGGGGGCAGGCCCUGGAGGGAUUAUCCGUGGCCUCCGCAGUGA
Aspergillus heteromorphus CBS 117.55 is the source of this 1027-nucleotide messenger RNA. Its product is annotated as isoflavone reductase family protein. The coding region runs from base 122 to 1027 and encodes 301 amino acids. The transcript is spliced from 2 exons. Lineage: Eukaryota; Fungi; Ascomycota; Eurotiomycetes; Eurotiales; Aspergillaceae. The record is from RefSeq and is a predicted model, not a curated record.